CAAAUUUCGCGUGCGAUUUUUCCUUUCGGGAACGCGAGACACCGGACAGGCGAAUUUUCCAUAAUUACGGAGAAUGUACCGGUAGUCCGAUGCUCCGGGAAAUUUAUUCGACAAACGAAGAACGAAGAGUUGACGAAUGGUCAGCAUCGGAACGUGUAUCGUCAUACCUAUGUGUAUAUAUACAUUUCGUAUCACGCUUGGCAAAGAUCCCGCGCACGGGGGGCGACCGAGAAUCUCAUAAGUUGACGACGAUGACGAUGACGAUCGUGACUAUGCGUCUCUGGUUAACGCCGCCACGGGGAUCCGGGGAAUUGUAUUAUCUACUACGAAUUUUAACUUAAUAAUACGCCGUGCCACGUAACAUCUGCAGUCGUCUGGUGUGGCGGACAAUUUUUCAUCACAGAAUUAUCAGGAAAACCGCUUGGAUCGUUGAUGCGAUUUUUUUUGUCACCCUCUUUUUCCCAGAGAAGUUUUUCGACACGUUGGAAAUUUCGUUGCAAAAAUUAUUUGCCACCGUUACAGAAUUUUGGAAAUUCACCGAUGAAUUAUUUUGGGAUAUCUACUCAACGGUACUUAAAAUUCGGAUUAUUUUAUUUUCUUUUUUUCUCUCAAAUUGCUCGUCACCUAUAUAGGCGAGUAUACUUAUCCGUAUGUUUAUCAUACGGUCACCUUCUUUUUUUUACAAUUUAUUUUUAAGCGUGAUUUACGGAAAUUGGUAAUAGUUUUCCUAUAUAUAACGUAUUACGUUGCAUCGAGUCAGUGAUUCCGAAAAAGAAAUUUUCCGAUUCGAUAUAAAGGAUAGGAAAAAAAAAAAAAGAGUAAUCGAAAAUACACAUUUCACGAUGAACAAUUAUCGAUCACUCACGGAAACCGUUAUCCAAAUAAAUCAAUUACUUUAUUUUCCGAUAUCCCAGAUCGUCCUCACUUCGAAUUACGUUGAUUUCUCGUUCGAAUGAAAACAGGUUUCCCAUAAAACUAUCGUAAAAAAUUUGCAAAUACGGCACGCGCGUAUUUCUUUUUUUAUUACUCGUUGAUAAAAAUAAUACUGAACGAAAAAUUAACGAUCGUUUUCUAGGCGCCAGUAUUUAACGUUUUUCGCGAUUCGGAUUGCUUCAGGUUUCCCUCAUUUUCACGUACAAAGAAACUUUGCCAAGAGGAAAAAAAUAUUUCUACGAACCGGAAAAUUCUUAUUUUAAAAUCAUUUAUUCGUCUCGUGAUCGUUGAAACACUUUGCAACAAUUGCGUUAAUCCAGCAGCACGGUGAGAUUAAUAUUUUCACGGUGAUCGUUGCAUGAAACCUCAUCCCGACGUGAGUUGCAAAAAAAUUUUCACGUCCUAGCGAAAAUUCGUUUUAAAAAUACUCCCGCUCUCGCAAAAUUCAAUUAAUUAAGUGAAAAUUAGCGAACGAUUACGUCCGAGCGACGUCCCGCGCUUUUCGUCGGGCCCGAUAAUCACCAAUUAGUUUUCACGGCAUAGUUUCAAGCCGGUGUAUCGCACGGAGUGAAUAACUGUGUACACUAUUUAGAUCGUAAAAGUCACGGGCGGUCGGUAAACGGAUCUGCAUAUAAUAUGCACAUACCGUACUAUUUAGCGCAUGGGUAUACAACGUAAACUUCGCAGCGUGAUUUCCAAUGCUUGAAUAAUUACACGUUACCGAGUGAAAUUAUAAUUCCUUCAUCAAAGGAACUUCGCACGUCCUUGACAAAAAACGCUUAUACGCGGUAAACGGUAAUCAAUUUAUUUAUCACAUGGAACUUGAUUCCGGGUAGAGGUGUAUAUAUUUAAGGUAAUAUAUAUAUUUUGAAAACCGUUCACGUCGUUAUUAACACCUAUAUAGGUGAACGAUCGAGGAAACUUUGGGACGAGAAUCUGAAAAAAAUUCCUCCGACACUCAGCCCUCCAAAAUAUUGCGUUGGGGAAUUUGUUUUUUUUGAAUUUUUUUUUUUCCGAUUCCAGAGCCGAUCGAACGAUCACGAUGACGGAGUGUUUAAUUUCGGUUGUAAAUCAGUUCUGAUAAUUAUUUUCUCAGAAAAUAAAUAUAGAGAGAAAAAGAUCCGGAAAAAAAAUUUACCCCCGGGGUAGGUAACCGGAGCUGGCUUAACGAAAAUACAAUGGUAAUGGGUGGUGUCGUAACGGGGGUUUCGGGUAACUUAUAUAUAAAAGUGAGAAACUUGAGCGAGCGAUGAUAGUUUUCGAGGACUCGAGCCGGAGUAGAGAUGAUCAAGAUAAUAUUUCUCCUCGUGACCGCGAACGCGGUUCUCAGUGCUCCCGGAGUCCCGUUUCUCCAAUACGGCCUUCCGGCGUUGCCGAGUAAUUCGGAGGAGAAGAAUGUUCCCUCGUUCGAUAACCGAGUUCAAGAAGAAAUCCCGGAGUUUUCGAGUGCGGGAAACGUCGUGGAAGAAGUCGAACUGCAUCCGGUGGAAAAUUCGCCCAAUCCAGGGUCUCCGUUGCGACCGGCGAACGGCUUCGGCACACCCUAUCACCCCGGUCCGUUUUCGGGAUACGAUCAACCGGCUUACGACCUCGAAUUACCGCAACACGAGUUCAAUCACGAUUUUCGGUUACCCGAAGAUUAUUUCUACGUAGGUUACGCUCCGGAUUUUGAAAUCGGAUCGGAACAAGACUCGCCUGGAACGGACUUGAACGAACAACCGUUGUUCGAAACGAACGAAGGUUCCGAAAUAAAGGAAACCGAAAUCGCACCGAUCACCGAUUUUUCUUCGCCGCAAGAUACUCGUAAUCCGGAGGAAAGUUUCAACGGCGGUCAGGAAAUUCAAGACAGUUUCGUCGACGAGUCGAAAAAUCCCAUUUCACCGAAUUUCGAAACGCCGGACAAGCUCGUUCUCACGCCUGGAAAAAAAAUCAAAAUUCAAGAUGCUUCCGGCCAAUAUUCCCACGGAUUCGCGAAUCCAGACGGUACUGAGGUCCAGGAAUCCGGUCAUCUCAUAUCCACCGAUGAUGGUUGGGAAUACGUAAUUGCUAAGGAAGGUAGCUACAGCUACGUAAGCCCCGAAGGUUACCCGAUCCACGUUAGAUACAUCGCCGACCACAGAGGUUUCAGAGUUCUGGGAGUGGAAGGUUUUGGUCGUCGGUAAAAUUCGAUGAAAACCUACCGAUAUUUUAACGCAUAAUAUCGUUACGUACCUACUGUAGUUUCAGACGGGACCCAACGAGACAAAUAUUCCUCAAAAUUAAAUAAAGAAUAAAAAAAAACCCGAAAUUAAUGCUGCGCAAGAAUGUUCACUGAUACAUCAGUAACGAAUUUUCGGGGUCCCUGAUGAAUAUUUAUUUAUUUUAAUUCUUUUUGUCUCGUAAUAUUUAAAUAAAACAUAAUCGAUACCGACGAAAUUCAUCUGCAUUGUGUCACGUACUAAUUCCACAAUCAUGUGUAAUAUUGAUUCGUUCCGUAAAUUUUGUUGCUCGCAUCACGGUAAAACAAUAAUAAUAAUAAUUAUUAUAAUAACAUUAAUUAAUAAUUAUAUAUAUAUAUAUAAUUCCGACAGCGUGAUGGUUAAUUUAUUCAA
Molecule: messenger RNA, 3524 nt
Organism: Athalia rosae (coleseed sawfly)
Lineage: Eukaryota; Metazoa; Arthropoda; Insecta; Hymenoptera; Athaliidae
Exons: 3
Coding region: 2217-3095 (292 amino acids)
Cellular component (GO): chitin-based extracellular matrix
Molecular function (GO): structural constituent of chitin-based larval cuticle
Source: RefSeq, a predicted model, not a curated record